AUGGAUUCUGUAAAAGAGAAUGUCAUUCCUACAGUAAUAAUUCGUCCUGUCCGUUCCGUUCCAUCGGAACUUGAGCAGUGUAAAUCACUGAUACGUACGCUAUGGCUCGAUCAACACUUUCCUCAAAACUUUCUCGAUCGAGUGAUUAAAGCUGGUGAUAGUGAACUGUGCCACGUUGAAGAAAAGUAUCUAAAAAGUCCUCGUAAUCACUGGUGGGUAGCUCAGCUUAACGACAACAAAAUUGUCGGGCAAGUAUCGUUACGACCAAUGUCAAGUGGUGGUGGCGAGGAUUCUAGUCGUUUUUACAAGUACAUUGAUCCGCAAGAUUACUGUGAACUGCGGCAUUUGGCUGUCUUGCCCGAAUAUCAAAGACAACAAAUCGGCUACAGACUAUUAAAGGCUUCAAUUGAAUUUGCUCGUCAAAACAAGUACAAAGCUUUGUACGUGAACACAAUGCUUAGUAUGAAACGUGCAUGUGAGUUCUAUGAACGAUGUGGCUUUGAACGAGCUCCUGAAAUUGAACGUCAUGAGUUAGCUAAUACAAAGAAAAUAAAACUGUUUAAUAAUAUCGAUCAGUUAACAGAAGAUGACUGGAACGAGAUUAAGAACCUGGGAGAAACGGAAGUUAAACAUUAUUAUGAUCAAAGUUAUUUUAUGAAGUUAUAA
This is a messenger RNA of Didymodactylos carnosus, 666 nucleotides long. The record is from the annotation of a GenBank genome assembly. Lineage: Eukaryota; Metazoa; Rotifera; Eurotatoria; Philodinida; Philodinidae.